GUAUAUGUAUCUGGAUGGCACAAAGAUACAAUUUUAGCUCUAUAACCUCUUUCUCACUCAGAGAUUCACUUGCUUUUGUUACAGCAACAACUUCUGACAUACAAUAGGUAAAGUACAGCUAAAACAGGAAUCCAAAAAGACUGAAACUAGAGCUAAAUGGAGGACUUCAGUAUCAAAUACAGUUAACUUACAAAAAUCUCAGUUCCAGUGACCAAUCCGAAUGGCGAUCACCCAGCCAAGCUGUUCCUGUAAAGCUACAAGACUGGCAUAUAUCUGACAACAUGAAAAAGUAACCAGGCUCAACAUAUUAAAAUUCCUAGCCCAACACAUGUCUCCUGAGAAAGUAACUGUCACAGUUCGUUUGGUACGGUCCUUCGAACAUCGCAAUUUCAAAUCUGUGGUCUACCAUGAUGUUAAUGUAAAUCAGACUGUACAGGAAUUUCUUAACGUUCUUCAGAAUGAUUUAUCUUCAAAACCUGGUCUUCCACCACCUUUUAAGAAAUACACCUAUGAUACAUUAAAGAUUAUUCACCAAGCACACGGAGCAAAGACAAAUGAUCUCGUUGUGAGUUUAGACAAUGAUGAUCAACUUAUAUUAAAGGAGGCAAGCACACUGAAAGAAGCAGAAGUGGCCCAUGAAACAGAACUUGCUUGUUUUAAGAGAGAAGACUAUGAAAAGUUCAAAAAGAACCCUGUAGUAUUAUGGUGAUUUAACCAGAAUGUGCCAAAUCUUAAAUAAUUUUAAUGAGUUUGAAUAUUAUAUUCUUCAGAACAAGUUGAAACUUGUUCAAGAAUCCAAAAGAUGCCACGACAUAUAAGUAAAGUUUUAAUGGAUUUGAAAUCAGUCGCAACUGUAUGUCGUUGUCAAGCUCUGUUCAUAUUUUUUCAAAUAAAUGGAAUUAAAUUCAAUGUAAA
Molecule: messenger RNA, 915 nt
Organism: Chiloscyllium plagiosum (whitespotted bambooshark)
Lineage: Eukaryota; Metazoa; Chordata; Chondrichthyes; Orectolobiformes; Hemiscylliidae
Gene: cunh2orf76
Product: chromosome unknown C2orf76 homolog
Source: RefSeq, a predicted model, not a curated record